Molecule: messenger RNA, 3550 nt
Organism: Dreissena polymorpha
Lineage: Eukaryota; Metazoa; Mollusca; Bivalvia; Myida; Dreissenidae
Exons: 3
Coding region: 459-1781 (440 amino acids)
Molecular function (GO): zinc ion binding
Source: RefSeq, a predicted model, not a curated record
UUGUGAUUAUAGGAUUAGUUUAAACGUAUUCAUUGCAUCACAUAUGCAUGGGACUGGAUUACAAGUUUUUACAAAAUUAUCUGGAUCCUCUCCCAGAUACUUAUAUCACCUUAAUUGCAAAUACAUUAUUUAUCAUUCAACAGCACAAUCAGUUAGUUUAACAUAUACAAAGAUUAAUAAGCAUGAAAAUAGGUAAAGUAAGAUUAUAGGAAUGGUGUGUUAUCAUGGGACAGAUUUGAAUUUUUACUUCCGUUUGCUUGUAUCAGAAUAAGCCGAACUGUGGAUCUUAAGUGUAUCUGGUUUGAGUUAUAUUGAAUUGUUUUAGUAACUUUAAAUUGGACACAAGUAUUUAAUCUUUUUUUGUUUUGAAAGUAUUUCUGUGGUAAUUGAAAAAAAGUAUUUUAAUUAAAGCAAGAUUGAGGUCUUACGCAAUUCUUCUACUAAAACUAAAAAUCAAGAUGGCUACCUUUUCUGAGUCAACUGUUGGUAAAGAUAUAGGUAUAGACUUAGUAGACUUAUGUUAUUGUUCGGACUGUCAGAAGCACAAAAUUGACCAGCAGGCCGAGUGUUACUGCAAGAAAUGUCUAAAAUUUUAUUGUGCAAAAUGUGUAAUCAAGCAUAGUAAGAAGUUUGUGAAACAUGUGCCGUACGUAAAAGAAGACAAAAAAAUGUGGCCAUUUCCCGAGAAGGAAUUUCAUGAUUUCCUUCAGAAAUGUGGCCUUCAUGAAGACAAAGAUCUGGAAAUGUUUCGUAAAGAAAGACAAUGUGCUGAAGUAUCAGUGCAAGGUGACCCGGACCAGGUAUUCAGUGUAGAAGGAAAGACAGAGUAUGAUGUGAGCCUACGUCGUGAUUCAUUAAAGAACACUUGUAUUGAAGCCAUCUGUGUUCUGUCUUAUGAUCAGAUCCUUGUUGCAGAUAGUAAUAAUAAAAAUGUUAAGCUACUAAAUCACCAAUACCACCCGGUGGGACAUUGUCAUUUAAAUAUGGAUCUAUUUGACAUGUGUAAAAUCUCAGCAAGUGAAGUAGCUGUUACUGUGGAUAAGGGUGAGACACAUGCGGUCCAGUUUGUCUCUGUCAAUGGUGGGCGUCUGGUUAAGGGCAGCAAGCUACAGUUUCAACAUAAAUGUAUUGGUAUUGCUCAUAAUCAGCAAGACCUGUAUCUUACUUCUGGUACUGCACUUUACAAGUAUUCAAUGCAAGGAGACAUGUUGGAAAAGUUGUAUGAGGAUACAUCAGCUUUGAAGACAGUAAGUAAGUGUGCAGUGAGUCCUUCAGGUGACAAGAUAUAUGUCAUCAACUUUUACCAUGGCAAGGUCCUCACCCUUUACAGAGAUGGCACAGUUCUCCAAACCUUCACAUGCUCCUGUGGAAGUGGACUCCCAGCCCCCAUAGACUCACAUCAAGAUGGCCCAGGUGAUCUUUUUGUGGCCUGUAAAAGUGGAUCCUCAGCCGGCAUAGCCUCGGUCUGUGAAAGUGGAAUCGCAUUCUUCUGGAUGACUGAUGGAUACUUUAUCGAACCAGACCUUCACACACGCCCACGCCCAUGUGGUAUUCAUGUGACAACUCUGGGACAUGUUCUGGUCUGUGUAAGCGGAUCAGAGACUAUCCUACAGCUUGAUGGUGAAGGCAAGAAGAAGCUGGCAACUCUUACAUUUUCAGGGAGUGGUAGACAUAAGGGUAGACAUAAUUACCCACGGUCAGUCUUCUACAAUAGGCACACAGCAUCCAUCAUUGUGGGACAAUCCUUUAGCACUAAAAUCAUUGUUUUUAAAGUUAAAUAGUUUUUUUUCACAAGUUUCUCUUAAAACAUUUUGGAACAAUACUUCCAACAUGAAUUCUUGGAGGGAUGGACUUGAUAUUAUAUGGUCUGUCUGAUCAAAAUGUUAGUAUAGCCACCAUCAUUGUGGGACAAUCGACUGGCAACACAUUUCUGGUGUUUAAAGAAAUAUACAUUUAUUUUGUUUCGCAAGUUCCAUUAAAUUUUUUUUGGAACAUGUUCUUUUAACAUGUAUUCUUGGCAACAUCCAAGUCGUAUUCAGUGUUACAUUUCAUCACAUAAUGCGCCUGAAUGAUUUAUUGUGUUGCAGAGUAAUGGGAGCAUAUGGCUUUGUUUGACAAAAUACAUCCAUAAUAAAAUUCUUGACUGUAUGGAUUUCUUAUUAUUAGUAGUACAAUCAAUUGCAUAAUUGUCACUGAUUUAUCUAUUGUAUUGUCACACAAUUUAAAAACAUGCUAUUACAUGUUGCAUAGAAUUAACUGAAUUUUUUGAUGAUUUUUGUUUCAUUUGAAUUGUAUAUAAUCAGUGUAUUGUUGUAAUGUUGACCUUUAUCUAGAAAUUGACAUAUAUGUACAUACUUGAUUUAAUUGCGGUGAUUUGUGAUGCUCUAUGAUGUCAUUGUGUAAUUUCUAUGCAAAGAAAAAAGAACUGUAGGUUACAGUUUAGAAGAGAGGGUUUUAUAAUACUAGUAUUGUAUUUUCAUUAUUUAACUGUUACAUUGUGUUCUGUUAUAAAAGGUAUUUAGAGUUACACAGAGUAAUUAACAAAUAAUGUAUUGUAUCAAUGUUUUUAUGCCCCCUUUUGAAGAAAAGGGGGCAUAUAGUGAUCGGACUGUCUGUCUGUCCGUCUGUCUGUCCGUCUUUUUGUCUUUCGGUCACACUUUGCGUUUAGGUUUCGAAAAAUGCUCAUAACUUCUAUGUCCCUUGAGAUAUAACCUUCAUAUUUGGUAUGCAUGUGUAUAUUGACAAGGCCUUUCCAUAUGCACAAAAUGUUUUACCCCUGUGACCUUGACCUUUAACUUAGGGUCCGCGUUUGGGUUUCAAAGUCUGCGUUUAGGUUUCGAAAAAUGCUCAUAACUUCUAUGUCUCUUGAGAUAUAACCUUCAUAUUUGGUAUGCAUGUGUAUAUUGACAAGGCCUUUCCAUAUGCAUACAUUUUUUUUUACCCCUGUGACCUUGACCUUGAACUUAUGGUCCGCGUUUAGGUUUUAAAAUCUGCAUUUAGGUUUAGAAAGAUGCUCAUAACUUCUAUGUCCCUUGAGAUAUAACCUUCAUAUUUGGUAUGCAUGUGUGUAUGGACAAGGCCUUUCCAUACGCACAAACAUUUUGACCCCUGUGACCUUGACCUUGAAGUUAGGGUCCGUGUUUAGGUUUCGAAAUCUGCGUUUAGGUUUUGAAAAAUGCUCAUAACUUCUAUGUCCCUUGAGAUAUUAUUAACCUUCAUACUUGGUAUGCAUGUGUAUACGGACAAGGCCUUUGAAUCAUACACACACAAAUUUUGACCCCUGUGACCUUGACCUUGAACUUAGGGUCUGCGUUUAGGUUUCGAAAUCUGCGUUUAGGUUUUGAAAAAAGCUCAUAACUUCUAUCAAGCGUCUAUAGGGGGCAUAAGUCAUCCUAUGGUGACAGCUCUUGUUCUGUCUUUUAUUUUAUAUUUUAAGAAUUUAUAUUUAUAAAUGACAAUUUUACUUGUAUUAAUUUAUGUCAUACAUGUAUGUGCCUUUACCUUUCACUGUGUUUUACAGAAUAAAUAAACACUUACUAGUUCAAGUUCA